CGGCCCCGGGCGGGCGGCGCGUCCCCUCCAGGAUUGGCUGCCUCCCCGUGACAUCACGCGGCUCGGGGAAAAGUGCGAGCGUGAGCGCGAGUCGGAGCCACAGCGCAGGGAGCUGCGGGCGGAGCAGGGGCCGCCCCUCGGCACCCCGUCCCCGCCCCCGGCCCGCAACCCGCCGCCGCCCCGCCCGCCGGCCCGCCGGGCCCCGCCGUCUGUCCGGCGCGAGGGGAGCGGGGCGGAGGUGUCUGGCACCAGCCACCCACCUCCUUGCUCAGCAAGAUGGCAAACUUCACCCCAGACAACGGCAGCACAGGGAACCAGUCUGUGCGCCUGGUGACAGCCCAGAACCGCUACGAGACGGUGGAGAUGGUCUUCAUUGCCACGGUGACGGGCUCGCUGAGCCUGGUGACCGUGGUGGGCAACAUCCUGGUGAUGCUGUCCAUCAAGGUCAACAGGCAGCUGCAGACCGUCAACAACUACUUCCUGUUCAGCCUGGCCUGCGCCGACCUCAUCAUCGGCGCCUUCUCCAUGAACCUCUACACCGUGUACAUCAUCAAGGGCUACUGGCCCCUGGGUGCCGUGGUCUGUGACCUGUGGCUGGCCCUGGACUACGUGGUGAGCAACGCCUCGGUCAUGAACCUGCUCAUCAUCAGCUUCGACCGCUACUUCUGCGUCACCAAGCCCCUCACCUACCCGGCCCGGCGCACCACCAAGAUGGCUGGUCUUAUGAUCGCGGCCGCCUGGGUCCUGUCCUUCGUGCUCUGGGCACCCGCCAUCUUGUUCUGGCAGUUUGUGGUGGGUAAGCGGACCGUGCCCAACAACCAGUGCUUCAUCCAGUUCCUGUCCAACCCGGCGGUGACCUUCGGCACGGCCAUCGCCGCCUUCUACCUGCCUGUCAUCAUCAUGACGGUACUGUACAUCCACAUCUCGCUGGCCAGCCGCAGCCGGGUCCACAAGCACCGGCCCGAAGGCCCCAAGGAGAAGAAGGCCAAGACGCUGGCUUUCCUCAAGAGCCCCCUGAUGAAGCAGAGCAUCAAGAAACCCCCGCCCGGGGUCGCGGCCCGAGAGGAGAUGCGCAAUGGGAAGCUGGAAGAGGCCCCUCCGCCGGCGCUGCCACCCCCGCCGCGCCCCGUGGCGGACAAGGACACUUCCAAUGAGUCCAGCUCAGGCAGUGCCACCCAGAACACCAAGGAGCGACCCCUCACGGAGCUGUCCACCACAGAGGCCACCACGCCCGCCACACCCGCACCCCCACUCCAGCCCCGGGCCAUCCACCCCACCUCCAAAUGGUCCAAAAUCCAGAUCGUGACGAAGCAGACGGGCAACGAGUGCGUGACGGCCAUCGAGAUCGUGCCGGCCACGCCCGCCGGCAUGCGCCCGGCGGCCAACGUGGCCCGCAAGUUUGCCAGCAUCGCCCGCAACCAGGUACGCAAGAAGCGACAGAUGGCGGCCCGGGAGCGCAAGGUGACACGGACCAUCUUCGCCAUCCUGCUGGCCUUCAUUCUCACCUGGACGCCCUACAAUGUCAUGGUCCUGGUGAAUACCUUCUGCCGGAGCUGCAUCCCCGAAACAAUGUGGUCCAUCGGCUACUGGCUGUGCUACGUCAACAGCACCAUCAACCCCGCCUGCUACGCGCUCUGCAACGCCACCUUCAAAAAGACCUUCCGGCACCUGCUGCUGUGCCAGUACCGCAACAUCGGCACCGCCAGGUAGGCGCCAGGCUGCCCGAGGAGCGGCUGGCGGCCGAGCGCCGGGGACCACCAGGGAGAGACCCGUGGGGGGGGCAGCGCCCGAGCUCAUGGUCGCUGGAGAGAACUGAGGUCACCGGGAGCCCUUCUCUCAAGGCUCAGGCUUGGCGCGGGGGCCCGAGAAGGGUUGGGACACUGGGCCACCCCUGCCAGCCUGCCUUAGGGAGGAGGGCACUGGGGGGUGGGUCACAGGCCUGUGCGGUCACCUGCCCCACCAGCAUGACUGCAGAAAGGGAGGGCAUAGAUCUGUACCUGGAGGCGUCAGGGUUCCCCAUUCUGCUGUCACCGGUGCUUUCUGUCCCCCCCGCACCCCGCAUGUAGGCUAACCCUCGUCCCAAAUCCACCUCCAGGACAGACACCCCCUUCACUGCAGCUACUCAGGCUCUGAUUUGGGGGUGGGGGUGCAGGCCGCCAGCAGACUGGGUCCCAAGGCUACCCCCCCAAACCCAGCCCCGCUCAGGGAGUGGCCCGCGUGGGGCCCCUCCCCUCCCCCACCAGAGGGCCAGUCCCUAAAAUGGGUAUUUAUUGUUCCUGCGUGCGUGCUGGUCCUGAUCCCUGAGAUGGAUAUUCACUGUUCCUGUGUGCCCGAGUCUUGGCAGAACCGGCUGAGGCGGGGACACCCGGGAGAGAACGCGGCCUGACUCACGGGGGCUGAGGGUGGGGAGGCAAGCAAAGCCCUUGUCUCGCCAGCCAGUGGACAGAACCCGGGAUUGGAUUGGCAGUGGCCUGGAUUCAAGACCUUUGGCCAGGUGAGGCUCUGGCUCGGGGCGUCCACGCCCAAAUCUUCCGGGUUCUUUUCCGGUUCCUUCCCACUCCCGGCCCGUGGCCUCUGGAGAUGCAAGGGAAAGGCUUAGGAGAUUUGACUGGGGGUGAGCACUUUCAGAGGCCAGUCGAGGGGGGCAGGGGGGUGGACCCUGAAAGAAAUCUCCAUCAGAGAGCUCCGGGGAGCUCAGCGCUGAGGUCCCGGCCCUGAAAGUCCCGCCCCCACCCCCACAUCCUCCUGUCCCCAACAAACCACCAC
Sorex araneus (European shrew) is the source of this 2766-nucleotide messenger RNA. It is a transcript of the gene CHRM4, whose product is annotated as cholinergic receptor muscarinic 4. Gene Ontology annotation, molecular function: G protein-coupled acetylcholine receptor activity; G protein-coupled serotonin receptor activity. Gene Ontology annotation, biological process: G protein-coupled receptor signaling pathway, coupled to cyclic nucleotide second messenger; regulation of locomotion; adenylate cyclase-inhibiting G protein-coupled acetylcholine receptor signaling pathway. Gene Ontology annotation, cellular component: dendrite; synapse; plasma membrane. Bases 277 to 1710 code for a protein of 477 amino acids. The record is from RefSeq and is a predicted model, not a curated record. The transcript is spliced from 2 exons. NCBI's taxonomy places the organism in Eukaryota, Metazoa, Chordata, Mammalia, Eulipotyphla, Soricidae.